Messenger RNA from Phymastichus coffea, 2744 nucleotides. RefSeq lists its product as uncharacterized. Gene Ontology annotation, biological process: transcription initiation at RNA polymerase II promoter; RNA polymerase II preinitiation complex assembly. The transcript is spliced from 7 exons. Gene Ontology annotation, molecular function: transcription coactivator activity; protein heterodimerization activity; RNA polymerase II general transcription initiation factor activity. The coding region runs from base 1070 to 2614 and encodes 514 amino acids. Gene Ontology annotation, cellular component: transcription factor TFIID complex; SAGA complex; SLIK (SAGA-like) complex. The record is from RefSeq and is a predicted model, not a curated record. NCBI's taxonomy places the organism in Eukaryota, Metazoa, Arthropoda, Insecta, Hymenoptera, Eulophidae.
UACAAUUAAUUAUUUUUUCAUUCCAAGUUACACUAAGUUUCGAGUAAACUAUUUUUUUUUUCGAGGUUUGAAAGAAUGUCCGUUUUGAAAAUAGGUGUUUUUGAAGUUCAAAUUUUUAAGUGACAUUUGAAAUCAAUGUCAAACAUCAAACAUACUUGAAAAAAGUAUUGACGCAAUAGAGUAUAUAAUAUUUGACUUGUAAAUAGAUACUGUUUUAACAAAGGAAACAUGCUUUUUUAUUCGUAGUACAACUAAUCUUAAAUUUUUUCUAUUAUUAUAUUAUAUACUUCCAUCAUUUUUGUUAUAAAUUAAGUAACAAGUAGAACAAUAAAGUGAAAACAAUACAUUGGACACAACUACGUAUCACGUCGAACCAGUUGUUGAUAUAAAAUACAUAUAAAUUUACAUCUCAUUCGAAAUAAAUAAAUUAUAUUCGACAAAUUUUUAAGAAUUUUGUAUAAGAAUCUUGUUAGCACUAGAAGAAAUUCAUUAAGUGACAAAUAUCUGAAUAGUGUAAAUUAUUGAGCUUCGCAACGCGUUUAAGAGCCUCAAUAGCUAUAUGUCGUAUGCUAAAAUUAUAAUUAGUUCUAAAUGUUUCCAGUUCGGCAAAAUAGCGCUGAUAGUAGCAACUACGUUGUUGGUAUUUAGUCGUUAUGUCUCCAUCCAUGUUAUGUAUGCAUGAUCAUGAAGUUAACCUUAAAAUUUUGUUGACUGUUUUCCUCUCAAAGCGGGAAGAUGUGUAUUUGAUUUUUAGUUUUUUAUGUAGAAGGUUUUAUUAAAAUGGUUAAAUAAAACAGUGUCUUUUUAGAAAGGAAAACGUAAUUUUUAAAUUGUUUUAAUGAUCUAGCACAUAAUAGGAAAUAUGACUUGCCGUUUUAUACUCGAAACAAAUAACACACGACAGUACUUUACUGAUUUCGAAAAACAAUUAUACAGUAUUUAUGACUGUGGUUAUUAGUACUGAAUUCAGUUCAUCUUUCCACGAAAUUAUUAGUAUCGACUUGGAAAAAUUAAGAAAAAUUUUAAUUCAUAGAAAAUUGAGUUUUAUUAAUUUUUGAGCACCAAAAAAAUGAAGGAAGUUUUGAGCACACAGUCUGCAUCAAGUUACAGUAAUCAUUUCGUCAACAACAAUGGUGAAGCAAAUCCUAAUAGUGUAUCUAAUGGUACAAACUCAACUAGAAAAUAUGCAGUUUUGAGCACAGACUGGGUUGCAGCAAUUGGAGAAGAGUUAGGAGUUAAUCCUUUGCCUGAUCCUCUUCUUCGAAAGCUUGCUGAAGAUGCAUCAUAUAGAUUACGUGAAAUUUUACAUAAAUGUGUCACAAGACUGAGGCAUAGCAAAAGAAAACGCUUAACCUCAUCUGAUGUCAAUGCUGUUGUAUCUAAUCUUUGUGAUGUGGAUCCAUUGAUUGGAGCACCAGAACAUUUGCCAGAGUAUCUUCCUGAUGCAAACCUUUUUGUGCCUCAUGAGCGUUUUGUAGACUUAGCGCAGAAAGUAAAUGAACCUCCCAGUUUUUCUCAAGUCAACAUUCCUUAUAUUCAAGAAAUUGAAAUCGUUGACUCAAAGUUAUCAGACGCUAGGAAUAACUAUGCAAAAAGGGCUCUAAAGAUGUUGUUCAAUGGAUCACAAAAAACAUUUCAGGUCCUUUUAAAUGAUUGUGCUACUAAUGCUUGUUUGAGUGGAGAGGGUGUUGUAGAUAAAUUAAUGUCCAUUGCUAGGACUAUGGUGAUAUCUAAUAAUGCACAGUAUACUCGAGUUUUGACUAGAACCUGUCAACUUAUUAUUGCUAUUACAAAUAAUAGCAAAGCAGUAUAUCCGUAUCAUCUCAACUCUGUUGAUAAAUUGGCAGAGUUAUUACUUGAACUUUUAUUAGGUCAUGGUUUAAUUAAUCCAAAUUUAGAGACUUUAUUCAAAGACUGUGCUUUAAAGUUAAUGUUACGAUGGCCAUCUGUGGCUGAUAGGUUUAUUCCAAUGCUAAAAAAUGUUCUGACAAGAAGAGAAGAACGAACCUCUCAAACAAAGAAAAAAAUAAUAGCCUUAGAACUUCUUGCUGGUGUCCAGCCUUACAUCUUUCUUGAAGAGGAAUCAAACUCACCACUUGACUUAGUUAAUGUUUUAAAAUUUGCCACGCCAGGUUCAGAUAUAUGGCAUAAACUUGCUUUUACAGUUUGUGCUUUUGUAAAAUCUAGUAAUCAGCCAUUGAACUACUCUGUGAUACUUGAAAAUUUUGGAGAUUCAAUCCUUCCCUACUUAAUUAAUGAUGAUUUAGCAACGAAGCAGAAUCCUGUCAAAAUAAAUCUUCCAAUAAUUGUAAGGAGUAAAAUAAAAUACGCGCCUAUUAAACCAAAUAUCAGUGGAAGGUAUACAGACAAACAAAGUGUCUUCCCAGACUCAACAUUGCGAGGUUCGAGACGUGAAAUAAGAUUCGCGUUCACCGGUAGUCGUGCUGUUCCGCCAAAUAACCUUCGAAGAGUUAGUCUACGAGCAAACUAUCAAAUACUGAGGAACGAGUCUCAAGCUCCGUAUGCUUUAGUCGCAUCGCGUCGACUUUUAAUUUUUAAACAUAAAAAGAAACGUUUAACAGGCGCUUACAAUUUGUCAAAAAUGGUUCUCUGAAAUGUCGAACUUAGUUAACUUUUUUUUUCUUCGAAACGCGAGGCUAUUAAUAAGUGAUCGAAAGGAAAACAAAAUCAAAGUUUAUUCACACACUUUGUUUUUUUUUGACCAAUGUAAAAAUGUAUUUAUA